Prorocentrum cordatum is the source of this 532-nucleotide messenger RNA. Lineage: Eukaryota; Dinophyceae; Prorocentrales; Prorocentraceae. The record is from the annotation of a GenBank genome assembly.
AGGGCAUGCUCCCCGAGGGCGGCAGCGUCGUCGACUUCCUCGAGGUGAUCCUGACAGACUUCAACCGCCUCGAGGCGGAGACGGUCUCCAGCGAGGCUGCGGAACUCGCCGAGUACAAGAAGUACAUGGCGGAGUCCGAGAAGGACAAGGCGCUCAAGGAAAACGAGAUCAAGCAUAAGGGCGCGAGGAUCAAGGCGCAGACCAGCGCGCUGCACCAGGCGGAGGAGAUGCUCUCGAUCAAGCAGGAGCAGCUCAGCGCCGCGGUGGCCUACUACGAGAAGCUGAAGCCAGAGUGCGUGGACAGCGGCAUCACGUACGAGCAGCGGGUGAAGAACCGCGAAGCAGAAAUUCAGUCCUUGGAGGAGGCCCUGAAGAUCCUGACCGGCGUGGAGUGGUCCCCCGACGCGGCGCCCACGGCGUAGGGGCGGCGCCGGGCCGUCGCCGCGGGGGGGGCCCGCGGGCGGCGAGCGUGCGGUCCCGCCUGCGCUGCGGAGACGCGUCCUCCUCGUCGCCGCCCGCCUCCUCCCCCCAC